Molecule: messenger RNA, 1332 nt
Organism: Funneliformis caledonium
Lineage: Eukaryota; Fungi; Glomeromycota; Glomeromycetes; Glomerales; Glomeraceae
Source: the annotation of a GenBank genome assembly
AUGCUUAUUACUGAUUGCCUUAAUGAAGUUUUUGGAUUCUUAGAGGAAGAUCAGAUUACUUUACAUUCAUGCUUAUUGGUUAAUCGUUUUUGGUGCAAAGUUUCCGUUAGAGCUUUAUGGAGGAAUGUAUGGGAUUUUAAAUAUAAAUUUCCUGUUAUACGUCAAUUGUACAUAUCAUCAAAAAUCCUUAGUACUUUGAUCGCUUGCCUUCCUAAUGAAUUAAGGGAUUAUUUAUACGAAAAUGAAAUUUUUAUCACAACUCCAACAAUGAAACCUCCAUUGUUCAAUUAUAUAUCAUUCUGUAGGGUUCUUUCAAUUCAUGAAAUUGAUCGAAUCAUCUACGAUGUUCUUAGAGGCCAUAAUGCUGAUAUACCACAAAACUUAAGUCGAAACAAGCAUCUAGUAUCACGAACAAUAUUAAAGAUGUUUAUGAGACAGAUUCCUUGUUUGAAAGAAUUGAAUUAUUUUUCAAUGGGGAAUAUAAGAAACAUUUCCAACCUCGGCUUCAUAAACUUUCCUGGAGCAACAGACUGCCUAACGGAUCUUUCAAUUAUCAAAUUUGAAGGAAAUGUUUCAAAUGGAUUAAAAGAUUUGAUCUCUUCACAGAAUCAUUUAAAACACUUGACGUUAUCACAAUGUUCUCAUCAAGUGAAGUGGUCUGAUGUUAUAUCUUUAUUAACAUGUAGUAUUGAUACUUUAACAAAUUUACGAACGCUUGUUUUAUCACUUAAUCAUAUGGGAAAUUUUGAAGAUUUCAAGGAGUUACAACAUGUUACAUUCCCACUAUUACAAAUCUUAAAAUUUCCUCAUAGAUUUCCUAAAUGUGAAUACUUGGAUCAAUUUUUGGAAAUCAAUGGAAAGAAUUUAACAUGUCUUCACAUUGCCGAUUCUGAUCGUUCAUUGAAUUUAUUCAUAGCCAAAUUUUGUCCGAACCUUAGAACAUUAUCUACUACAUUCGCGGUUAAUGAAAUUGAUUUAUUGGAAAUUAUUUUGAAUAAUUGUCAACAGUUGGAAAGCAUUAAAGUUUGGUGUGGGUAUGGUUGUUUGGAUGAAAAAAAGUUUUUGGAAAUUUUGACAGAAUUUUCACCAAAAAAUUUUUAUAAAUUAAAAUUAAUACAUAAAGCAAAUUCUAGAUUAUUUCCAAAAGAUUUGGAAGAAUUCUUUAUAAGGUGGAGUCAUCGGAUACCACAAAAGCCGCUUGUUUUAAUCAUUAUUAAGAGGUAUCGCGUAAAGAGCUUAGAAAUUCAAGGAGAAAAUAAGAAAGUAAUUGAAAAAUAUAAAAAGUUGGGUAUUAUUAAAAAGUUGGAAACCGUAAAGAUUGACGAUGAUUAA